This is a messenger RNA of Gymnodraco acuticeps, 2190 nucleotides long. RefSeq names its product mucin-5AC-like. Lineage: Eukaryota; Metazoa; Chordata; Actinopteri; Perciformes; Bathydraconidae. The record is from RefSeq and is a predicted model, not a curated record. Bases 168 to 1814 code for a protein of 548 amino acids. Gene Ontology annotation, cellular component: membrane. Gene Ontology annotation, biological process: cell-cell adhesion. Gene Ontology annotation, molecular function: integrin binding. The transcript has 7 exons.
CGUAGACAGGAUGUGUGAAGUGAAAACAGGCUGCGCUGCCAGCAUUGUUCGAGUCACUUCAAUAGAAAGCCAAAAGACGGAGUGGAUUCAUUUCACCUCCUGACUGCCUUUGGGGUUCAUGUUCGACGCUUGAUGGUUUUUCUAUUACUUCAAAAUAACUAGGAAAAAUGUUUUUCCAUUUGAUUCUUUUGGUUGUUUCUGUGAUGACGUUCCAGCCCAGCUCCCAUAGGUCCGGCUGUGAUCAAAACUGUGCAGAUAAACCUCGCUUCACUCCAUCCAGACUGGUGGUGCAGUUUGGGAAGCCGGCCUCCGCCCACUGCUCCGUGUGUCAGCCUGGAUGCAAUGUCACUAUAUUUGAUAUUGAAAUUCCUAUUGGAAACAGUACAGCAAAUGGAACUGAGAUUACAUGGAAGGUCAACAAAAUGACUGAGUGGAACAUUUAUUUAAUGUGCCAUUAUAACAAUGACACUACUGAUGUGCAGUGUUGCAUCUUCCUGCCUAUAACUGUCUACACGCCUCCAGAGAAUGUUUCCUUCAGCGUUCACCCUGGUGGGCCGAUGUCUGAGGGUCAGCAGUACACUCUGCAGUGUGAAGUUCAGGAUGUUGCUCCUGUGGAAAACCUCAGAGUGACUUUCUACAGAGGACCGACGGCAUUGGGUCCCACGCAGAGCAGCAUAAACACAGAUGAGAAACCAGUGAGUGAAGUCUUCACUUGGAACAUCACCUCCACUAAAGAAGAUGAUGGAGUCGAGUUCUGGUGUGAAGCAAAGCUGGAGCUGGGAGCUGACGGACCACAGCCUCCUCCAGUGGUGGGGUCAGAGAAACUCACUGUUGCUGUCCUCUAUUUACCUUCAACCACACUGCCGACAACAACAUCAACCCCAUCCACCACAAUGAUAACAACCAUAUCAACCCCCACCACAAUGAUAACAGCCACAUCAACCCCCACCACAAUGAUUACAACCACAUCAACCCCGACUACCACAAAGACAACAACAACAACAACAACAACAACAACAACAACAGCAACAACAACAACUCCAAACAGAGCGCCUCCAGAGAAUGUUUCCUUCAGCGUUCACCCUGGUGUGCCGAUGUCUGAGGGUCAGCAGUACACUCUGCAGUGUGAAGUUCAGGAUGUUGCUCCUGUGGAAAACCUCACAGUGACUUUCUACAGAGGACAGACGGCACUGGGUCCCACGCAGAGCAGCAUAAACAAAGAUAAGAAACUAGUGAGUGAGGUCUUCACUUGGAACAUCACCUCCACUAAAGAAGAUGAUGGAGUCGAGUUCUGGUGUGAAGCAAAGCUGGAGCUGGGAGCUGACGGACCACAGCCUCCUCCAGUGGUGGGGUCAGAGAAACUCACUGCUGCUGUCCUCUAUAAGCCUCAGCGAGAGGUAUCCAUAACUCCGGAUCUGAUCAUCCUCACAGAAGGAAACCCUUUGAAGCUGAACUGCUCGUCGGUGGGAAACCCCCCACCAUCGUAUGAAUGGACGCCGCCAUCAAGAAUCACUUCCCCCUCUAAUGGCAGCGUCUUCUUCAUCAACUCUAUAACUCAUAAAGAUGAAGGGUCAUACACCUGUUACGUCAGCAAUGAAAAAGGAUCAAUCGCUGUUGAGUUUGACGUGAAGGUCCAAGCCGACAACCGCAUACUCAUCGUAGGUCUGGUGGUAGCCGCUGUUCUUCUGGCUGUCAUUGUGGGGGUGGCUGUAUUUAUCAGUUACCAUAGAUACUAUAAAGAGGGAGCGUACAACCUGCUGUGGGAUCGUAUUCGUUUACACACAACACACAGUUCUAUUCCCACUGCUGAGUAAGUCUGCUGGAGACCAUGGUUGCAGUCGAAUAGUCCAAAAAUCAGCUUCUAUCGUCUUUUCCUAUCCAUUAUUCCUUGACCUCUGUGUGAAACGUCACGGGGUUAAGGGAUAGUGGAUAGAAGAAUUAAAAAGGACUUAGGAAAAGAGACUGCGGUGCUUUGAGAAUCCGACUUUGACUAUCCGACGUAUUUAUGAUGCGCCAUGCGGACGUCAUGAAUGUGCGUCUGCUGCUGUGGGGAAACUACAGUUUUCUAUACAGCGGACUACAACAUGGAUGUAGAAUAAGAACGACGGACUACUGUAUUUUAUGAACGUGGACAACAGUGUAUAUUCUUCAUGAACAAGGUUGGAAUUGUAAUACAAAAGUGAAGUGAAA